Molecule: messenger RNA, 1271 nt
Organism: Plutella xylostella (diamondback moth)
Lineage: Eukaryota; Metazoa; Arthropoda; Insecta; Lepidoptera; Plutellidae
Source: RefSeq, a predicted model, not a curated record
CGGGUAGGUGUAAAAAGUAAACACACAUCAAAAUUUUAAUUAAUCUAUAAUAAAAAUAAUUACAAGUGUUAAUAAAAUAAAAAGGCACUAUAUUAUGAAAGUAUAAGAUUAAAUACCUGCCAUACAUUAUUAUCUCCUUCGAAGAAGCAAUAAUACCUGUACUGUUGCAUAAACACUGAGAUAACCUCAAAACACUAGCUAUGGAGAGCAUCAAGGAGUCGAUUGCUGAGAUGAUGGGCCAGCUGAAUGUGCGAAUGGCAAGCUUUGAGGCACAAAUAAAUAAGUCUCCGGCAUCUCCUUCAGCUGCAGGACUGGCAACUGAGUUCGCAGCUUUCAGGAGCUUCACAGUCACUGCAUUCAACAUGCUCCAGAAGCAGGUUGAAAUGUUGGCAAGAGGCAUGGAUCACCUGGACAUGCGCAGCCGCCGGAAGAUCCUGCUUGUCCACGGGAUACCGGAGGAUAAGAAGGAAGACGCGGCCAACUCAGUUGUUAGGGUGAUCACUAAGCACACUGAGGAUGCUGACUUGUUCUGCAGAGAAGACAUCGCUCGCAGUCACAGGAUGGGGCGUGUAGGUGACAAGCCCAGGCCCAUCCUUGUCAAGUUUAAGGACCUAGCUCUCCGGAACAAGGUGUGGUACUCCAAGGCAAAGAUGAAGGGCAGCGGGUUCACACUCUCAGAAUUCCUCACUAAGCCGCGACAUGAAGCUUUCAUGGCGGCCAGGCAGCGCGUUGGCGUGAAGCAGUGCUGGACACGGGACGGCUGCGUGGUGGUGCUGGGCGCUGACGGCAAGCAGCAUCGCGUUGUGACGCUCGCUGAGCUCGACCAGGUUUGUCCGCCGACCAGUCAGAACGUCGGUCAGGCGGCACCAAAGGCCACCAGCAGUAAAGCCCCAGACGUUUCGUUGGCUUCCAGUAGAGCGAAGCGAGCUGCAUCCAAGAAAUAAUCCGGUUCGGUAGGAGUGCACUAGACUUUGUUUUUCCCGGUCGCUUUUCGAGGCAAACAACAUAGUCAUACCCUCUGUUUUUAACUUUUUUUUCUUUUAUUUUUCUGUUGUUGUCUUGUGAUUUUGUGUUGAAUUUCAUUUUUUCGGUGGCAACUAUCUUUAUUUAUGUUGUCAAUGUCAAGUUGUGAAGCUAUCGUAAAUGUCAAUGUCAAUUUUUAUUUUUAAUAACCCAGUGACAGCUAUACUGACAUAUUAUAGUCUGUGUAUGUGAAACUUCUUAUUAUUCUGAGAACUACAGUAAUAGAUUAUAGUUUUGUUUUUCCUCAU